This is a messenger RNA of Penicillium argentinense, 975 nucleotides long. Its product is annotated as SMP-30/gluconolactonase/LRE family protein. The transcript is spliced from 2 exons. Bases 1 to 975 code for a protein of 324 amino acids. The record is from RefSeq and is a predicted model, not a curated record. NCBI's taxonomy places the organism in Eukaryota, Fungi, Ascomycota, Eurotiomycetes, Eurotiales, Aspergillaceae.
AUGGGCUUCCAAACGGCGAACGCAGCCUUCAAGAAGAUACUAGGAUCGGAUCCGCGCCUGGAAAUUUGUCUCGAGAAUUACGCGUAUCCCUUCGCUCAUGAAGCCGGGGUUUUCAUUCCCGAGACAUGUGAGGUAUUCAUGACCAGCAACCGAAUACAAGGGGCGGAUGGAGAGCAGAGAGUGCAGAUCUCCAAGUUUUACGUGACAGACUUGGAUUGCACCCAAGAGGAAAUCAAUUCAGAGGUUCUAAUGGCCAACGGGGGUGUGAAAUAUAAGGAUGGUAUCAUUUUCUGCUCUCAGGGCACUCUGACACACCCAUCUAAAAUUGUGUGCAUGAAAUAUUCGCCUCCCUUUGAGACCGCAACUUUAGUUGAGGGAUUCGGUGGACGUCAAUUCAAUUCGGUGAAUGACGUGGUUAUCCAUUGUGAUGGAUCGAUCUGGUUCACGGAUCCUAGCUACGGCUACGAGCAAGGGUUUCGGCCACCACCUCAAUUACCCAACCAGGUCUAUCGUUUCAACCCGCAGACAAAUUCUCUCAGAGUAAUGGCCGAUGGAUUUGGAAAGCCCAACGGCAUUGCAUUCUCUCCAGACUGCCGUAUCGUCUACAUCACGGAUACUGACAGUGUGCGCGGCGACGGCACUACUGACCUCUUCCGCCCGUCGACUAUAUAUGCAUUUGAUGUUACAUUGCGUGAGGGAGAGCCGUUCCUAAUCAACCGACGAGUUUUUUCCAUGGCAGACGUCGGGGUGCCUGAUGGCAUCAAAUGUGACAUGGAUGGCAACGUUUAUAGUGGCUGUGGGGAUGGAAUCCACGUUUGGUCCGGGGGAGGCGUUUUGCUAGGAAAGAUAUUGGUUCCAGGAGGCGUUAGCAACUUUUGUUUCGCCCGACCCGGUGAGAUAAUUGCGCUAAAUGAGCACCGGGUAUGGAGAAUUGCGCUGGCUUCGUCUUGUCGGGGCUCUGUAUUAAAGCUCUGA